Molecule: messenger RNA, 4628 nt
Organism: Schistosoma haematobium
Lineage: Eukaryota; Metazoa; Platyhelminthes; Trematoda; Strigeidida; Schistosomatidae
Exons: 5
Coding region: 2532-3539 (335 amino acids)
Molecular function (GO): protein binding
Source: RefSeq, a predicted model, not a curated record
CACAUUUUAGUUUUCGUUCAGGCUGCUGUUCGUUUCGUUCAUCUCCAAAUCACUUAUGUUCUCUCUCGUGACUGCCGUGUCUCACCUAACCAAGAUUUCCUCUUACACCAUCCCGUUACAAAGUUCCUGCAAGUUGACAAUCUUGAAGGCAGUAUGGUUGUAUUAUCUCAUAACACGACUUUUUAUCCACGCAACUUCUCGUGUGAGCUUGUUGUGCAUUCACCGAUUGAGAAUGCCAGAAUUAUGAUGAAAAUUGAGGAAUUUUAUGUCCCCUCUAAGACUCGCAAUUGUGUUGAGAAUUACUUAUAUGUAUUCGAUUCUAAUACAGCAAAGCCCAAGGCUAUGACAGAAGCUGGUGGAGAACGUGGUUUAUGUGGACCGAAUUAUCCGAAGUAUCUUAUAUUUACGACAAAGUCCUACAUAUGUUUAGCUUUCCAGACACAGGCUGUAGGCAUCAAAGAUAACUGAGUCGCAACAAUUAAAUAACAAACUAACUCAGUUACCAGAUGUGUACCAUUAUACUUAGUCUAUUGAGCUAAAUUUAUACUACUUUCCCUCCUCUUAUUUGAAGUAGACGAAGCGAUUUUGAACUUGCAAUAUACUAACUGAGGCUAACCCUAUAACAACUGAUCUACAGCUCUAUGGUCCAAUUGUUUAUCAGUUCGUCGUUCUUAUGCAGUCUGUCUGAGUGAAGCGAGGUGAUUUUUUUAACAAUUGUAAAUAUAACGAAAUAAAAAUUGACCCGUAGAUCCAAACACUAUUCUCAGCCAUUUGAGUGUAACAAAGACCUGGUUUUCAAUCGGUUCAUAUAUUUUUAUUGGUCGAGUACUUGGUUAUUUGUUAUAAAGGUUUUGUUUCUCAUCACAACUCUACUCAAAUAUGUUAUCUCAGGUGUGUCCUUAUUUAACUUGUCUACAUUGACAUAUUAAAAUAAUUCACAUUAUCUUGUUCUCAGUACCUCAUCUCAACGACCUCCCAUUUUACCCGGUGUGAAACCUGGAUUUCGAGUUAUUCUUACUGCAAUUCAAGAAAGUAAGUCUACUAAGAUAACUUACUAAUACAUCUUUGAUACACUUUACUCCAUGUCAUUCCCCUUGUAAUUAGUUGUCAACUGAUAACACCUGUAUAAUUUGACGUGAGAACAAAGACUGGUAAUUUAACUCUCAAAUUCUGAUGCGCUUUACACAAAGUUGUGUUCUCCCAAAUUCUAAUCUUCUGAAUUCUUCAUGUCCCUUUCUUCCUCUUUCCAAAUUUAUUUCACUGGAUUAUACUUUUUAAAUAACAUCUUCAAACCCUAAUCUUCCCGAUUACUGCUUAUACUCUUGCUACCUCUACCACUACGGGAUUUGAAUCGACAACUGCAUCUCUGUGUUAAGGUGGUGUGGCAACUCGAACUGAUGUACGUACGUACGAAGUUCUACGUUGUUACUGACUGACUGACUGUGUAGAAUUGCUGCGUUAAUAUGGAAGUGGUUAUUCGCAUGUGAAAUAUUCAAUGUUUUUUCCGAAUAGUACAAUUUCGUACUUAGUCGCUAGUUGCAUUGAAUGCCUGAGAAUAUACUCCCAGUUUAUAAAUCCCAUUUAAAUGUAGGAUGUUUUGGUCAUUCGUCUGGUUACACCAUCAAGUGCGAUAUUAAAAAUGUAGUUCAGUGAAAUUUAUUAACUCAUCCUAGAUACAUGUCGCAACCUAGAAAGUACUGCGAAACGAUAGCUUCCUAUUUGCUCCACGUUUCCUUUUGUUUAUUCUUUUAGAACCAUUGAUAUCAUUAUUUCAAAUCUUUCGACUUUAUUCUUGGUAAUUUCUUCAUGUACUGACAGUGUGCUAAUUUGGAUCAGGUGAUACAUUUUUUACGAAUGGACUACCGAAGAAUUUCUGUUAUAACCUAGCGUAUAUAAUUUCAAAUGUAGUAUUCUGCCGAACAUCAGCAACGUGAUAUAUUUACUACCUUAGGCAUUACUAGUUUUGAAUUUCUGUUAUUGUACUCAGUGCGAAGCACAUUUUUGCGUAGUUCGAUUUAACAAAUAUAACUUACUGCAGGACGAAAAGAUUCUUCGGUAUGCAGCUUAGCAAGUGAUAUCAAAUUCAAAUUAUAUUCGGAUUUGUACUAUCAGGAACCGUUGCAUUAACCGCUUAACCAAAACGUCACGUACUGGAUAAUCUUGAUAAUAUUCAACUCACCGAUUCACAGUAACUCAAUUCAAAUUGGGUUUAUCCGAAUUUACUUCCUACCCUAACUACAAACCAUUGUAGCAAAGCCAAGACGGAUAAUUAAAAAUCGAGUUAGUAAGUCACUUAUGAUUAGUGGAUUUUUCAACGUGUCGUCCUUGACCAUCAGAAUUUGAUUUUUUUAUCCAUACUUUAAGAAUUCCUAAACGUCCUUUUUGACAAGGUCUGUUUAAAAUCUCAAGAAACAAAGCAUUUUUCAUAAUAUUUAUCUACACCGCUUUAUAAACUAUUUUUUCUCAUUUUAACAGCUCGAAAUAGUAGUUGUCCAUCAAGCAACUUUUACUGCAGUGCAGUUCCUCGUUUCAUGGGGGCAAAUUCUAUGAUAACAUCAACUUCACUUAGUGCAGAUAGCCGGUUGUAUGGAUCAUUCUUAUCUCCUCCUCAAUAUAUCCGUAGUUUAGAUGACGACAGAUUUCCACCUAAUCAUGAUAAACAAUAUAUGGGAUAUUGUAUUACAAAGAAGAGUUUAUGCGAUGGUAUUAUGAACUGUGAAGAUAGGAAAGAUGAAGAUAUUUCUCAUUGUCAAGCUUUUAUUGAUCCAUUGUAUUAUACACCACCACCCCAUGGGGCAUUUAAUGUUCCCCCUGCCAGCAUCGUAACAGCAAGUAGCAGUCGAACUGGAACAACUAGCGGUGGUCCACGUGAAUCUGUAAAGUCAGGACGUGAUCAAUCAGUUCCUACAAUGGGUUAUAACACUUCAGGGAAUGGAAGUGGUAUCGGAAUAUGUAAUCAACAGUUAGAUGGAGUAGAAUCAGUAUUACAUACUAAUACGCCUAUAGAAUCUAUAUCACAUGGCGGUGACCUUAGCUUGAAUGGCGGUAUCCUUUAUUCGGGUAACAUGUACAGACCUUUAUCUCCACAAAAUUCCAGUUUAUUUCAAGUAGAGAAUCUUGGUCGUAGUUCAGUUACUACCACCGGUAGCGGUAGUUCAUGUGAUCGAAAAUCUCAUCACUAUUUUCUUAGAGAAAUAAAGUCUCAUCAUGACGACACUGAAGCAUAUCUACAGAGAAAUCCUCAUCAACAGUCUACUUAUGAUUUAUUUAAGAAAAGUUCUAGACGUUCAAAAACAUCCUCUCGUCUUCAACAUCACCAUCAUCUAAAAUAUAAGUCAAUUGAUCCUAAUCAUACUAUUUCGAUUGGUUCACAUACAUCAGCUAGUUCACGUUCUGGUGCUUUGCUUAAUUUACCCCAAUUAACUUAUGAUGCUCACGAACAACCUUUUAGUCGAUUUCUAAUAUCUGCUGUAACAACUAUUUCUAGUGAUACUGGACCAUCAAACCACCAACCUAUAGUAUUCCCUGUACAGUUGUAAACGUGUGUACAGCCGUUAAAAACCAAAUCAGUAAUGCUUCAGGAUAUUUAUUUUGAAUUUUCUUCAUUAAAGUACUAGAUAUCCGUUUUAAUUAUUACCUAAACACAAAUAAAGUGUUGGAAAUUUUAUUUCUUGUUGUCUUUCGUUGUUGUUUAUUUGUUUGGACAAUCGUAAAAUUGUUAGUCAUGUUGUUUUCUUUUUGAUUCCAAUGUUGGUAUUUUUUCCUAAUCAUGUGUAGUUGUGAUUUCGUUGCAUUUCACCUACUUACUUGACAUUAUUGUGUUUUGUUAUAUAUGUCACUCCUUUUUUGUUGUGAAUUAGUUGUAGUAAGGCUCACGUAAUACUGUCUGUAUAUACACAGAGUUGGUUUAAGUUGUAAACAAUUUGUCUAAAAUGUAUGAAAUCUCGGUUUUAACUAUUUUUUAAACUUCAACUACAAACAGGGUUUUUUCUAUGUUGUUUUACUAUUUUAUAUGACAAACUAAUCGUACUAUGUGGACUCUCAUUUCCUACUUUUUUCCCUUGCUUAUAAGAUGUGGAUGUGUAAUAUAAAAUAACUUUUAAACUGUUUAAUUUUCUUUUUUGUCAUUUAAAAUAAUUGUGUUGAUAUCUUCGUUAUUUCUGAAGAUGUUGUUUUUCUGGAGAUCCAUCCUUUAGUCUAUUCAUAUAAAUAUUCGAGUACCAAUUAAUCGAUCAUCAGCUCAGAACCCACUCUUCUCAGAGCGCUCCGUUAGUCUAGUCAUUUUAUUUAUUCCCUCUUAUAAUUGCUAAUUUAUCUUAUAAUUAUUGUUAAUAUUGUCAGUCUUUCAUAGUGAAAUCUGAUCAGUAUUAUGUAUUUAUAUAUGUAAUUUCAAUAAAGAUCGACAUAUGUAUAAAUAUUUUCUACAAUCCACGAGAACCAUCAAUUUUAACAUUAGGUUACAUUAACAUGUAUUUUAUUCACACACAAGUACUAUUCUAUACAACUUGUUUGUUUUUUUCAGGUUAUUUAUUUAGUAUUUUCGCAUUUAUAUGCCAUAUUUACCGUUUUGUUGAUUGUGUUGCUACUUUUAUUUGAUCAGUAAUAAAUUUUCUUUUUAAAGAUAAGUA